This is a messenger RNA of Thunnus maccoyii (southern bluefin tuna), 3213 nucleotides long. RefSeq names its product nucleotide binding protein 1 (MinD homolog, E. coli) (gene nubp1). Gene Ontology annotation, biological process: iron-sulfur cluster assembly. Gene Ontology annotation, molecular function: ATP hydrolysis activity; 4 iron, 4 sulfur cluster binding; ATP binding. The record is from RefSeq and is a predicted model, not a curated record. The transcript has 10 exons. Gene Ontology annotation, cellular component: cytosol. Lineage: Eukaryota; Metazoa; Chordata; Actinopteri; Scombriformes; Scombridae. The coding region runs from base 139 to 1107 and encodes 322 amino acids.
AGGGUUAACUCUGGUACUGGGCCACAGACACAAAUAUGGUGACUUGAAAUGUACAAACUGCGCAUUUUAAGUUUGAUCUUGUGCUUACCCGGAACCCUCGAAAGGGGACGAGUUUAACGGAAGGACACUGUUUCAAAGAUGGGAGACGUACCAGAUAAUGCACCAGAGCACUGCCCAGGUACACAGAGUGAGCAAGCAGGGAAGUCUGCAUCAUGCCAGGGCUGUCCCAACCAGAAACUGUGUGCUUCUGGAGCUACCAAGGCCCCUGACCCUGCCAUAGCAGAGAUCGGAGUGAAGCUGUCAACAGUCAAACACAAGAUCCUUGUGCUGUCUGGAAAAGGAGGAGUGGGGAAGAGUACAUUCAGCGCUCACCUGGCCCACGCCUUGGCAAGUGACAGCACAAAGGAGGUUGCCCUGCUGGAUGUAGAUAUCUGCGGUCCGUCCAUUCCUAGGAUCAUGGGCUUAGAAGGAGAACAAGUUCACCAGAGUGGGUCAGGCUGGUCUCCUGUGUAUGUGGACGACAACCUUGCUGUCAUGUCCAUUGGCUUCCUGCUCGGUAGCCCUGAUGAUGCUGUGAUCUGGAGGGGACCCAAGAAGAAUGGAAUGAUCAAGCAGUUUUUGAGGGAUGUUGAUUGGGGGGAACUGGACUAUCUCAUCGUGGACACGCCCCCUGGCACGUCUGAUGAGCACCUGUCAAUUGUCCAGUACCUAAGCUCCACCCACGUCGAUGGUGCUGUCAUCAUCACCACACCACAGGAGGUGUCGUUGCAAGAUGUGCGAAAAGAGAUCCGGUUCUGUCAGAAGGUCAAGCUGCCUAUCAUCGGAGUGGUAGAGAACAUGAGUGGCUUCGUCUGUCCUAAAUGCAAGAACACGUCGCAGAUCUUCCCUCCCACUAGCGGGGGCGCUGAGCAAAUGUGUGCCAAUCUAAAUCUGCCUCUGUUAGGCAAGGUACCCCUAGACCCAAGGAUAGCACGAAGCUGUGACGAGGGCAGGUCUUUCCUUAACGAAAUACCAGACUCUCCUGCGGCUGAAGCCUACCAGAGAAUUGUGCAGAGUAUCCAGGACUACUGUUCCAACCGUGUGACAGAGGAGCAGAGCACCACCUGAACACACUCUAAUGGUGGCCAUUUUGGACCAGAACACUGAGACAGAUCACAUGGGUCUGGUAGAAAUGAUUAAUUUCUGAAUAAGAAAACACAGAGGAAAUCCCAUAACAUUUGUGUUGUAAUGUUGACCAAAGUCUGGCAGAAUUAUCUCAAUAACAUCAUUAUAAUGCAUGACUGGCAGCAGCUUGCAUAGCCUUUGGUGAACUGGUCAGACCUUGCCGGUUAGUUUGUUCUGUAGUGAGUAGCCAGUGCACCAUUUACAGAAAAAAAGUAUUCAGGAUUAUAAAAAUAAUAAAACAUUAUCAUAAUGAUGAUAGUUUUUGUAAUAUUAAGACUAUUUCCACAUUGUAAUAAAGUGAAAAAAAUAAGCACUUGGGCCAAAUUUUGAACAUCAGCACUUGCAUUACAAGACAAACUGCAACAUAAAGAGAGAUGGCAAUAAAUUCUGUUUAAACAUCACUUCAAAUCUUAACUUUACUUAAGCUGAGAUAAAUACACAUUUUAAACCCUAUAAUUAUAUAAUUAAUAUGAUUGCACUAAGGCUAUAUGAAAUGUUUACUUAAAAGAACAUGGCUAGCAAUUUUCUAUAUUUUUCUUACUGUCAACAAGUCCCAUGAAAAGACCAAAACCAACAAUGUUGUAGUCGAUUUCUAAAUACUUUGUCUUCUCUACCCUAUCUGUGGCACUCAGCCCCAGUUCAACUGAUUUCUACUGAAGAUAUAAAUCUUGAGUCACAAAUAUACAGCAUACUUUCAUUUUAAAAGAAAAAUGCUACAACAGCUGGACACUGUAGUUUUUAGCAAACGUUACUGAAACAGGAGUAAAUAGUGCAUUUGUAGGGGACUAUUUUCGGUUGCAGAAUAACACGUUUAAUACUGAGUGAGUAUUUAUGGCAGCAGAACAAUGUAUGUGUAACUGAGUCAAAGUAAACUGCUGCUCCCUGCUUAUAACAAAGGAACAUGUCGUCCAGUGCAACACUGUGGCUCACUCAUGUGUUUUUAAUAGUUUCUGGACAAUAAUGGAUUUCAAUGGCAAAGAGGAAUAAUCUGUAUCAGAUUAUUGUCAUGGGAUUUGGUUAUCUCAUGGGAUUUGUUGACUAUAAGAAAAAUAAAAACCAUCACCAGACUUAUCCUUUAAUAAUAAAGUAUACGUAGGGACCUGAGCACGGUCAUACCUCAAAUGACAUUAAGACAUGUAGUUUAUUUUCUCUUUUUCCUCAGAAUAAGACUGUUAUGGAUCUUGUGAAGCAACCUAAAAUUAAGUUAAGUGCACUAUGUCAGUUACUUUAGUAGAUUAAAACAGAUAAAUUAUCUCCCCUAUGCUGUAGCAGGACAGAUGGUUUUAGGAAAGUUAAACCUGUGAUUAUGCAGUAAUUCAAGUAGUAAAGACAUUUAACCAUCUGUGACCGUGUUGGGCUUCCACCCAGCCCUCACUACAUUUUGUUGGAGUAAAUAAAUAGUAAGCAGGAAGGGGGAAGUCACCACAAUCAGCUGGGGAUUUUAGGUCCCCAGUUGGUCAAGUCCUAGAUACAGAACACAGUACACAGUAUCACCAGUAUGGUAUGAAGUUUCAGAUUCUCAUUUGAUUGAUUGUGAUUGUAAUCAUUCCACCUUAUAAAUGAGGAAACUUCUGUAGGGAGAUGAUAAGUAAGUUUCUGAGUCAACUAAAUUGUUUGCUUUGUUAGCAUAUCUUUAGUUUUGAAAUGCAGAUAACAGAUCAGAGACGUGCACAUUAUGCAUUUAAAGGUCAUGGAGGUUACUCAUUUCAUAACACCAAGAGCCAGUGGCCAUACUUUGCAAGGUUUGGAAAAAAAUUGCGGUUUUCAUACACCAAAGCAAAAUGUACCAAAUUUGGAUCAUAGUAUGUUUUAAUUUACUUCAAUAACCAAAUGUAAAGUUCAGGUGUAGUUAUGUCUUGAGUGACUCAGUUGUUCAUGAUUUGAAAAUAUCAGUUACCAGCUCUAUAACUUUUAGAGGUUGAUUCCCUGUUGUCAAUUAUUCUUUUCUUUUAUUGAACUACUGAUUUGUUAUAAACAAGUGUUUUGGACAGAUAUUGUGUGUGAUGUACUUCCAAUGACUGAUUUAUGAAAUAAAUGAUCAAACAUAAA